Siniperca chuatsi (mandarin fish) is the source of this 3145-nucleotide messenger RNA. It is a transcript of the gene hnf1a, whose product is annotated as HNF1 homeobox a. NCBI's taxonomy places the organism in Eukaryota, Metazoa, Chordata, Actinopteri, Centrarchiformes, Sinipercidae. Gene Ontology annotation, biological process: regulation of transcription by RNA polymerase II; pancreas development; liver development. Gene Ontology annotation, molecular function: DNA-binding transcription factor activity, RNA polymerase II-specific; RNA polymerase II cis-regulatory region sequence-specific DNA binding. Gene Ontology annotation, cellular component: nucleus. The record is from RefSeq and is a predicted model, not a curated record. The transcript has 10 exons. Bases 968 to 2647 code for a protein of 559 amino acids.
UAUUAGUUCUUUCACUUAAGUAAAGGAUCUGAAUACUUCGUCCACCAAUGAUACACACACACACGCAAACAAACUACCCAAAUUAAAUAAAGUUAUAAAAACACAUUUUCAGAAGUUAUUUUAAAGAGGAUACUGAUUUUAAAAAGCUGUCACAAUGUUGAUCUCUUGCUCCUCUCUUGUUCUCUUAAUUGAUGGAUCUCAUGCUCAACAUAGAAACACUGUGUGUACACAAUAGCCCAUAAUAUUAAGUAACUUUGGUACAGGGACACAUCCUGAAACUGGGACGUUCACAUGUAUAGAUGACACAACAGCGCUCUCUAGUGGCAUGUGGUACAGAUCAAACCAUAUAUUUUUGCUCAGUUAAUGUAAUGUUGGUCUGUACAUGUAUUUUGACAUGUUUAACUACAUGCUUCAACAUUAAAGUUUGGAAUAUCCAUAAUUCAAACAAAAGGGUAAGAAGAGCUUCUCUCUGUGUCCCAAAAGAUGUUUCACUUUGAAAUCUCAUCCACACAUAUAAAUGCACCGCAAAACUUUUCUGUCAUGUUUUCUUUGUCUGCUUUGAGAGGUGUUCUGCUGCCUCUGCAGCCACGCAUGCAACUGUAACGUCCCCUCUUUUUUAUUUAUUGUUUUUAAACUGCACUUUGGUCACUGUUGGGGACUGAGGGAGUGGGGACAAAGUUCACAGGGCGCAUGUAAGGAGGAGGGGGUGAAGAGGAGGAAGGUUAAAAAAAAGAAAAUUGACCUUUGAAAGCAAAACAGCAGGUGGAGAGCUAAAACCAGGCAGCUCAGGACACAUCAGGAGGAAAUUCAACACAGGGAAAAUGAAAGUACACGUUCUCUUAAGCUGAAGAGGGACUACAAAUAUAAUGAAGCCCAACGCUCCCUUUCUGGCUUUCAUUUGAGUGUGGUAGUGCACAUGAGAGCAGUGUUUGCUUGCAAGGCGGUAGCGAGGUAAGGCAUCACAGUAAUGGAGGAGAGAGCAGCCAAGGCGAAGCCAAGCCGUUUGACCGCCCUUCAGGAGCAGCUGGUCUGGGCCCUGCUGGGAUCUGGACUGACCCAGGACGUCCUGGUCCAAGCCAUGGGGGAUCUGGAGCGAGACAGGGCGAGUGCUGGCCCCGAGAAGGGAGAGAGGGGGGAUGGAGAGAGCUCCGAGGAAGGAGAAAUGGAUUACCCACCGCCUAUAUUCCGAGAGCUGGAGAAGCUUUCCCCAGAGGAGGCGGCCAAACUCAGGGCUGAAGUUGACCAGCUACUGCAGGGGGACCCCUGGCACGUCGCAAAAAUGGUGAAAAGCUACAUGCAGCAGCACAAUCUCCCUCAGAGAGAGGUGGUGGAGUCCACAGGACUCAACCAGUCCCACCUCUCCCAGCACCUCAAUAAAGGCACGCCCAUGAAGAACCAGAAGAGAGCCGCUCUGUACACCUGGUACGUCAAGAAGCAAUGCGAGAUCAGCCAGCAAUUUACCAACGCCAAACAUGGCCUUGCAUCUGCGGAGGAGCAAGGAGAAGACACCAGGAAAGGUCGGAGGAACAGGUUCAAAUGGGGUCCAGCGUCCCUGCAGAUCCUCUUCCACGCCUACGAACGACAGAAGAACCCCAGCAAGGAGGAGAGAGAGGGGUUAGUGGAGGAGUGUAACAGGGCAGAGUGUAUCCAGAGGGGGGUGUCUCCCUCCCAGCUUGCUGGCCUGGGCUCCAACUUGGUUACUGAGGUCCGGGUGUACAACUGGUUCGCCAACCGCCGCAAAGAGGAGGCCUUCCGUCACAAACUGGCUCUCGACACACCUUUUACCAACCAAUCUGCCUCCUCGUCUAACCACGCCCUCCCACCAAGUCCUGAGCAGGGUGUGAAAUACAGCCACCAAAUCCUGUGCGACACCGUCAGCUCAGCCAGAGGUAACGGAGGGGAGAGGGUGGGACAUCUUGUAGUCAGCCCUAUCCAACUGGAGCCCAGCCACACACUCCUCGAGACACAUAACCCCAAGCAGGUGUCCAGCGGUGGCCCACUGCCCCCAGUAAGCACUCUGACCUCGCUACACAGUCUGUCUGCCACCCCUGCUUCCUCACAGAGCCUCAUCAUGGCCUCACUGCCCAGCGUCAUGAGCCUGGGGGAGUCCUCGCUUCUCAUUGGUUUGGCCUCCACGCAGCCUCAGACCCUGCCUGUUAUCAACAAUGUGGGUGGCACUUUCACCACUCUCCAGCCAAUCUCAUUCCAGCAGCAGCUUCACGCCUCUCCCCAGCAGCCAAUAUCACAGCAGCUCCAGAGUCACAUGGGUGCCAGUCCCUUCAUGGCAACUAUGGCGCAGCUGCCAUGUCACAUGUACAACAAGUCGGAUUCGCCCCAGUACCAUUCGUCCAGUCUGCUGUCUCAAGCCAUGGUCAUCACUGACAGCAGCAGCCUGGGGACGCUGACCAGCCUCGCUGCUGUCAGGCAGAUUCUAACAGCGGAUCCUGAGGAACAGACGGACUCAUCUUUACAAGAAGACUCUCUGCACAUGCAGCCGCGCACACCUGUGCCAGCAGCUUCUUCUGAGAGCCUAGAGAUGUAUCCCAUCUCUCAGACCACAGAAAGUCAUCAAUCUCACCUCCUCUCGCCUUCACCGACAGACAUCAGCUCCUACAUUCCUACACAAAUGGUCUCUACUGCACAGUAAUAAUGCUCUGGCAAUGUAGUGUCUCCUCACUAUCAGCUGGACUCAGUAGCGUGACAGUGUGUUGGACGGACUACCUCUGGUGUAAAUUUCCAGAAAAACCUGGAGUCAGGGACGAAUCAGCUUUGAUGUUUCAAAGACACUGAAAACUCCGUACCACUGUAAUACGAACAAGGAUCGACAUUAAAGAGGAUUCACUUUUGAUAUAGCAAUCAUCUGAAAAUCAACAACAAAAUGUAUUUUUAUUAAAAUACUCACAAAUUGUACAUUUAGUUGAAUCUUGUAAACCGCACGUUCUCUGCAUAUUUUUUUAUGUCACUGGCUUGUUUUUCACACUCUUAAUGAGUAUCUUUCAUGAGAAAGCAAAGACUAUUUCAAGAAUAACCAUGAGCAAUGAUAUGAAAAGAUAUUUCAUGAAAAAGUUUUCACUUGUACUCAUGUAUGUGCUACAUGUUCUGAAACACAUGGCUUCCUAAAAUAUACUCAAUGUUUUGGAAAAUA